AUGUACCGGGUGGAGUACGACGCGUCCUCUUUGUUUACGGAUCGCGGCCAGCAGGAUCAGUGGUGUCCUGUAGCUCCAACGCCAGCGGUCUGGACGGUCCAGACGACGAGAACGAGUGCAGUGUCGACCAGUGCUAUCGCGAGUGGCUUCUUCAAACUCGAGUUGACGCGGAACAACAUUGUGGAGUUGUCGGACCCGAUCCCUUGGAAUGCCGUUGCUGAAGCGAGUGAUGAAGCCAGCAGCGUCACGUCCUCCAGCUCGGGAGUCUUCUGUACAUCAGCUAGUACCCAAUGCACAAGCAGCAACGUCGCUCCGUUCGGCCAAUUGGAGACGUCGGGCUCGAUGGAGUCCAAACUGGAACAGUUUGCUCAGCUUGCGAAUGGAGUGGACGUCACGCGCAGCGCUGUGGCGACCGACGGAGGGUAUACCUGGACCAUCACGUUCCUUGACGGAGGGAACGACUUCUCUCUAGCAGCGAGAGCGAACAACCUCGCAUGUACCGGCACGAACUGCGCUGGUACGUACGAUGUUUUGGUGGGGCGGGUGAGGCCUGGCGUCAUGCCCUCGGCUUGUACCGGAAGCCACGUGAUGCCGACCUCCGGUGGGCUAAACAAAGGGCAACUGUACUACGUGCGCGUGUUCGCUUACAACCAGAUCGGCUUUGGAGAUCCGCAGCUAGCUUCAGCGCCCAUGAAGCCGAUGGUUGUUCCGGGAGCUCCGACAGGCGUGACCCUGGCCGUUCUAACAGUGUCGGAGUUGAUCGUGCUGUUUAACGCUCCUGACGAUGACGGAGGCGACACCGUUACGGGCUACGAAGUGCAGUGGGCUACUGACAGCGCCUUCACGUCUCCGAGCUCUGCGUCUGUGCAACUAACCACGGGUAUGAGCUCUCCAUACAAAAAAAUCAUCUCGGCUCUGACGAAGGGAACUCGCUACUUCGUCCGCGUCCGUGCGCGCAACUCGCAAGGCCUCGGACAGUUCCAAGUAUCGUCGCCAGCCUCGCAGCAGCCGUACACGACGCCAAGUUCCCCGACCCAAGUGGUGCUAGGCAUCACAAGUUCGACGAUGUUGACGGUCGGGUGGGCGCCACCUACGGACGACGGAGGCGACGUGAUAUCCGGGUAUGUGGUGCAAUGGGACGUGGCCGCCUCGUUCAACUCGCUAGCGACGGCAGGCAGCACCACGGCGGUCAUUAACGACGCAACGCAGCGGUCGUACACCAUCACACUGCUGACGCCUGGGACGCGCUACUACGUCCGCGUCUUCGCUCAGAAUCUCGGAGGCAAAGGCACUCCACAGACGUCGACACCAGCGUCUAUGGUGCCGGCAACAACUCGUCCUGGCAAGCCGAACUCGCUGGCUGUAGCCGCUACUGCUACAGCUGGCCAGUUGCAAGUUGUGUGGCAGCCACCGCGCGUCCCUGCCCAUGGCAUCCCGUGCGCCGGAACAAUGCAAGCGCCUCAGAGCUGCCCCAUUCUCGGUGGCUUGGACAUGGUGUACGGGGGUGUCAGCUUGGAGAGUUACCUCGUGCAGUACGCCGUCUCGAGUGACUUCUCUUUGGCUACGGAAGUGGGUGUCACCACCACGUCGGCGAUUAUAUCGGGGUUAAUCAGUGAGCAGCCGUACUACGUGCGCGUCUUGACAGUGAAUAGCCAAGGACUCAACAGCGACUUCUGCACGCGCGCUAAUGCCCAGGGUUUGCUCUGUCCGGACCAUUUAGUGCUGGAAGACGGCAGUGUCGUCACGGGAGAGUUUGUGUACGCUGCACCGCAGUAG
This is a messenger RNA of Phytophthora sojae, 1776 nucleotides long. RefSeq lists its product as hypothetical. The transcript has a single exon. Lineage: Eukaryota; Oomycota; Peronosporomycetes; Peronosporales; Peronosporaceae. Bases 1 to 1776 code for a protein of 591 amino acids. The record is from RefSeq and is a predicted model, not a curated record. Gene Ontology annotation, molecular function: protein binding.